UACCAGACAAUGUUUGACAAAAACGCAACAAAAUUGCGACUCGAACACGAAACCUCUAUCUGGAACCUAUGUAUAGCUUGAACAGAAACUUCUAUCUCGGAUUUUGUUGAAAAGGCAUUGCAAUCUUUUAAUAAGAAACUUUUCCAGAACACCUUCGUACACAGAGGCGACACGGGAUUCGUUGAAACUUUUGAAAUUGAACGCAUUUUUUCAGGUGUGAACACGGAAUUGCAAGAUCUGCUCAUCGUCCUUAGCCUUCUAGAAACCCUUUUAGAAAAAAUUGACCUCAUCGAUGAUGUCGGAGCUUUUCCAGUCCAUUGACUAAUUUGCCACAUAUUUUGAGAUAUCAGCCGUUAUUUAUAUAUAAAUUUCGACUGCAAUUCUCAGUAUGACAUGGUUCAAUGGCGCAAUUGAAGAAUAAAAGAGUGUUAGAGGAAAAUAUGAAUUUCGAUUCCUUCCCGCUGGACGAAAACGAUUCAGAAGAUAUGGUUCUGUAUGCAGUUCUGGAGGAAGCCCUGAAUAUCGGCUGGUCUCCGCAAGAGGGAGCCAGAAAUCACUCAAAGAUGGAAAACUUGGGGGAAAAUGGGGGGUUUGUGGUUAAAAAUGGGGGUUUUGGUGAGAAAAAGAAAAAGAUGGAUUCUGUUGGUGAAAGAAAACAUUACAGAGGCGUGCGCAGAAGGCCUUGGGGAAAAUUUGCUGCGGAAAUCAGAGAAUCGGCAUCGCGGCGAUGGCUGGGGACCUUUGAUACGGAGGAGGAAGCCGCCAUGGCUUAUGAUAAAGCUGCCCUGGUCAUGAGAGGCUCCCGAGCGCUCUUGAAUUUCCCGCUUGAUAUGGUUCUCAGCGCUAUAACACGAGACCCUAAGCCUCAUAAUUUGAGAAGGAAGAGGUUGAGGCGUACAGAGGCGCCGCAACGAGCAGAGCAGUUGCAGUACCAGUACCAACUACCGAGGGUUGAAAACAAGCAAAUGGAGAAAAAAUCUCAGUCAUCUCCAGAAUCUCAAUCAUCAACAGAAAGGGUGGAAUUUGAGAACGAGCUAAUGGAGAAAAAUUCUGAGUCAUCUCCAGAAUCUCAGUUAACUACAGAAUCUCAAUCAUCUCCGGAAAGAGUGGAAUUUGAGGACCUUGGUGCAGAAUUCUUGGAGGAACUGUUGAAUUCGUCGACAGAGAUUGACGACUGCUUUGGCUCCCUGUAUCAGUAUAGUUCCCAAAGCCUCUCAUGUGACUUACUGCUUAACUAGCCCGCCUUUGUGAUUAUCUGUUCUAUCUUGCCAUUUGAUGUUUAUGCUUACUUUGCAUGCCUCCAUUGUUUCGGUAUAAAGUCUGUACAAAGUGAGUUCGUAUUAAAGGUCCUUACUGUUUUUUUUUUGGUUUA
This is a messenger RNA of Cryptomeria japonica (Japanese cedar), 1372 nucleotides long. RefSeq names its product ethylene-response factor C3. The transcript has a single exon. NCBI's taxonomy places the organism in Eukaryota, Viridiplantae, Streptophyta, Pinopsida, Cupressales, Cupressaceae. Gene Ontology annotation, biological process: regulation of DNA-templated transcription; ethylene-activated signaling pathway. Bases 402 to 1238 code for a protein of 278 amino acids. Gene Ontology annotation, molecular function: DNA-binding transcription factor activity; DNA binding. The record is from RefSeq and is a predicted model, not a curated record.